AUGCAUCUGCAACAACCGCAGCCUACGCAUACGAGUUCCUGGAAGUUUGGAGAGAAGAUCCACGGACUACAGAAAUCGAUUACCUGCAAAAUUCAGCGAGCGAUACCCCUUGAGAUCACCUCUCGAGUAAAUGACCAUUCUGCGCAAUAUCAGACGAAUACCAUCUCCGCUGCAGCUGCUUCGGCCCUCCUCAUAGAGGACUGUGCUCGAAGAAGUCGAUAUAAAGUGGGAAUCAUUUGCGCCCUGCCCAAGGAACCAAUGGCAGUGAGAGCGGUUUUUGACGAGACUCGCCCUGGUCGAAAGAAGAACAAAGACGACACCAAUAUGUACGCGUUUGGCAAGAUGGGGCACCAUGAUAUUAUCGCGACUUGUCUUGCAGAGUAUGGAAUCAACAGCGCGGCAGUGGUCGCUGUACAUAUGAAGCGUAGUUUCAGAAUUCGUUUCUGCCUUUUGGUCGGCAUUGACGGUGGUGUACCCUCAGCACAAGAUGAUAUUUGCCUUGGGGAUGUUGUCGUGGGAAAGUAUAUUGUCUAG
Molecule: messenger RNA, 534 nt
Organism: Fusarium verticillioides 7600
Lineage: Eukaryota; Fungi; Ascomycota; Sordariomycetes; Hypocreales; Nectriaceae
Exons: 1
Coding region: 1-534 (177 amino acids)
Biological process (GO): nucleoside metabolic process
Molecular function (GO): catalytic activity
Source: RefSeq, a predicted model, not a curated record